AUGGGCACAAUCAGCCCUUGCAGAGCCAUUUGGGCUUUGCUUUACAUCUUGUCGCUUUGCAACGCGCAAGAUACCGUGCCCGUCGCAACCCAGCCCAUUGUUUCAGCGGUGACAGUCUCGACUGUGGUACCGUCGCUGCUAACUAUUUACUCCGUCGUCACAUCGACCUCAACGGAGCCCGUCGCUGCUUCGAUCGCAACUAUCACCACUGUCGUAGGCGGAACCCAAACAACGCUUCUAUCAACUGUAAGCGGGGAGGCCAACGCGCGACCGGUUGUAAUCCAAACGAUUACGAACACGAUUAUAUCGACAGUCUCAGUAACCACAACUGAAGUAAUUCAGAGUACCAUCGGUUCUACCACGAUCUUCGGUGCAACAUCCGGGCCACAGCCAACUUCCGACUUAGUAGCUACCACUACAGUAGGAUCAGCAUCAGGAGUUAUUGUCACUUCAGGUGGCGGGGUUGGUACUGGUGCGUUCUCAACUGCCGAUCCAACCACUGCAAGCUUAAGCGUGACCGGCGUGACCGGCGUGACCACCCAAGAUGCGACUCCAACAUUUCCUUCUCCGUCGGCAGGAUCUAGUUCGGCGGCGCAUUCAUCGGGAGGAGGUCUAGCGACAGGGACCAAGGCUGGCAUAGCGAUUGGAGUUAUCCUUGGAGUGACCGCGCUUGUCGUGGCGGGGUUUUUACUAGGUCAGCGCUAUUCGCGACGACGCAGUACUGACGGUCACUACGUGGAAAGUUUACCGGAUGCAACUGUUCAUGAGAAGGACGCGUUUCAAGCCGGUCGUCCUUACGAGCUGACUGGUUCGAAUCGACAUCCUACCGAGAUGUCAACCGGAAAAAUGCACCCCUAUUCCUUCGCCACUGCCGAAACGAGGAGCGGCUCGGAGUCAGUGAGUGGCAAAUCCUAUGAGAUGCCCGGAUGUGGUGUUUCGCCCUCUUAUUCUCCCUACAAUGAACCUGCGGAGCUAUCGGCAUUGCCACAAUUUGAUAAAAAGGGUGACGCUCCUAUGUAUGUGGGAGUGCCUGCUCAUAUGAGCGGCAGUAAGCGUUGGAGUAUGAAAGAGUAUGAGAAAUCUUGA
Molecule: messenger RNA, 1086 nt
Organism: Exophiala aquamarina CBS 119918
Lineage: Eukaryota; Fungi; Ascomycota; Eurotiomycetes; Chaetothyriales; Herpotrichiellaceae
Exons: 2
Coding region: 1-1086 (361 amino acids)
Source: RefSeq, a predicted model, not a curated record